This is a messenger RNA of Aegilops tauschii subsp. strangulata, 588 nucleotides long. The record is from RefSeq and is a predicted model, not a curated record. Lineage: Eukaryota; Viridiplantae; Streptophyta; Magnoliopsida; Poales; Poaceae.
AUGGCGCCUAAAAAGAAGAAGUCCGGCCCUUCGGCCCAUCCGUCCUCCUCGAUGGCUCUGCUGCCCGCAGCCUCUAGUGCCUCGGAGGAUGCGGGGGCGAGCGAGGACGUGAACGCUGCUGGGGCCAUGAUUGGAGCAGGUGGCGCCAUCGCCACUCCCCUCGCGGCCGACACGGGGGCUGGAGAUGUCGGAGGAGAACAACAUCGGCAAUGUCUUGGCGGCCACGCUCCACAAGGUGCGGGCGAGGGGGUCACUCCGUCUGCACCCUCUCCUCCCACUGACGGGAACAGCCGCAACAACGGCGCUCGGUCCGGGGUGAGCCAUCGCCCUCCAACCGCCCCCACCGUGGGAGUGACCGCGGCCCAUGUGCCUCCUCCCGGACGAGUUGACCAGAACGCUGCGCUCGACGGAGCCGCUGACCCUCGAGCACCACCAUCGCGCGACCCUGCUGCCCAGGUGGCCAUCCCACAGCUGGAUGGAUGCGACACUACCACCGUCGCCGCCGCUGGCACCAUCAGGAGCCAGGCGACGGUGCGGUCGACGUCAUCAAAAUCUAUGCCAAGCACAACCACAGAUGCUAUGGCAUGA